AAGACCUGGAGCAGUGUGGUCUUGAUGUCACAGAGGCCUCGGGGUUAUCAGGAGUUUGUACACAGAUCUUCAAAAGAGAGAGUGUGAUCUUCCAGAAAACAGUCUACAGCUUUGUUCAUCUGAGCAUUCAGGAGUUUUUGGCUGCAGUCUACAUGUACCACUGUUACACCAGCAGGUACACAAAGGUACUGAAGGACUUCCUGGGAGAACCAAAGUCUUUCCUCAAGAAAGUUUCAGCUUAUUUCAGAAACAAGCCAUCUGACAGUGAUCAUGGUUUAACAUCCCUGGAUGACUUCCUGAAGAGAGCCAUGGAGAAAUCUCUCAGAAGUAAAAAUGGCCACCUGGACCUGUUUGUCCGCUUCCUUCAUGGCCUCUCUCUGGAGUCCAACCAGAGUCUCUUAGGAGGCCUGCUGGGUCAGACAGACAACAGUCCAGAAGUCCAGAGUGCCAUCAACAACCUGAAAGAGAUGAACAGUUUGGGUAUCUCUCCUGACAGAAGCAUCAACAUCUUCCACUGUCUGAUGGAGAUGAACGACCGCUCAGUACAUCAGGAGAUCCAAGAGUUCCUGAAGUCAGAGGACAGAUCAGAGAAGAGACUCUCUGUGAUCCACUGUUCAGCUCUGGCCUACAUGCUGCAGAUGUCAGAGGAGGUUCUGGAUGAGUUGGACCUGGAGAAGUACAACACAUCAUGGGAGGGACAACAGAGACUGAUCCCAGCUGUGAGGAACUGCAGAAAGGCUCGACUUUAUAACUGUGGACUCUCAGAGACUCACUGUGAGGUUUUGGCCUCAGCUCUGAAGUCCAAUCCUCAUCUGACAGAUCUGAACCUGAGUGGAAACAAACUGUCUGACAUAUCAGUGAAGCGUCUGUCUGCUGGACUGGAGAGUCCAAACUGUAAACUGAAGACUCUGAGCUUGAGUUGGUGCGAUUUGUCAAAGAUCAGCUGUGAUUAUCUGGUCUCAGCUCUGAAGGCCAACUCCUCCCAUCUCAGAGAGCUGGAUCUGACCUGGAACAGCCUGAAGUCUUCAGACGUGAAGCAGCUGAUUGAUCUUCAGCAGGGUCCAGACUGCAGACUGGAGACUCUGAGAUGGGAUUGGUGAUGAUCUCUGUCAGAGUGAGAGUGAACAUCCAGGAGUGUUGAGAGAGGAUCAGCUGAACCUCCUGUUGACUUAUGUGUCCUUACAGCUCUUUGAAAUCUGUCUGUGCCAUCAGCAGUAAUAACAUAAUAAUCAUUCAAUAAAUAAAGCCUCCAUUAGUUUUUCUCUAACUUCACACUGAGUGGAGGGAAAUGAAUUAGUGCUGAUUAUCAGCACAGAUAAAUAUGGAGCCUGGUCUUUGCUGUCAGGGCUCUGGAUCAACCUGUUUGAUCAGUCUUUAUCUUCCUUUAAAUCACUUCUUCU
Molecule: messenger RNA, 1400 nt
Organism: Scomber japonicus (chub mackerel)
Lineage: Eukaryota; Metazoa; Chordata; Actinopteri; Scombriformes; Scombridae
Product: NACHT, LRR and PYD domains-containing protein 12-like
Exons: 4
Coding region: 153-1100 (315 amino acids)
Molecular function (GO): protein binding
Source: RefSeq, a predicted model, not a curated record